Messenger RNA from Brettanomyces bruxellensis, 267 nucleotides. RefSeq lists its product as uncharacterized. The record is from RefSeq and is a predicted model, not a curated record. NCBI's taxonomy places the organism in Eukaryota, Fungi, Ascomycota, Pichiomycetes, Pichiales, Pichiaceae. The transcript has a single exon. The coding region runs from base 1 to 267 and encodes 88 amino acids.
AUGCCUCGAUCUGCACCUGCAAACUCAAAUGGUGCCCCUCCUCCAUAUGGUGGAGAUGCCAUAUACAUUCCGAAACGGGACCGCACCAAGUACCGAAACGUGAAGAAGAUGAACGUAAAUGCGAUCGCUAUCCCGAUGCAAAGCGCCACGAAAAAAAGUACUGUUGAUGGCUUGCUCCCUAUGAAAUCUGAUGAAGAAGAUGACGAAAAGCUUGAUGAGGUACUCGAAUUUGUUUCCUGCGCUGUACUUGAUGUUGUCGACGUGUAA